Emiliania huxleyi CCMP1516 is the source of this 1901-nucleotide messenger RNA. RefSeq lists its product as hypothetical. The coding region runs from base 9 to 1631 and encodes 540 amino acids. NCBI's taxonomy places the organism in Eukaryota, Haptophyta, Isochrysidales, Noelaerhabdaceae. The record is from RefSeq and is a predicted model, not a curated record. The transcript is spliced from 5 exons.
AUUUGCAUAUGGGCUCCAAUGCCUCCGCCUCCCAGGCCAUGGAGCUCGAGGAGGUUGCCCGCAUGCUCUCGCCGUGCGGCUUCGACGUGAUCAUCGUCUGCUGCUCGAACCAGGCCGCCGAGAACUACUGGCAGGCGCGGCUCGAGCAGACCGUCGUGCAGGUGACGGGCACAAAUGCAAAGGUGGUCGCGGUGCACGAGGACUGGAACGGCGGCGCAGGCAACGGGCUGGGCACGCUGUACGCCUACCAGAAGGCGCGCGACAAGGCGAGCCGCGACGGAUUUGACCUCGACGCCAAGCUCUCAGGCGGCGCCUCGGUUGCGCUUUUCCACACCGCUGGCAAGGGCACGCGGCUCGCGCCGCUGCCGGGCGCGGAGAACAACAACAAGCCGGGCGUGAAGCUACCCUCGCUCCUCGAGGUGGGCGGCGCCGCGCAGCCCCUCACUGUCCUCGAGGCGGUGAUGCGCCAGACGUCGUCGUACGCGCCGUUGCGCGGCGGCCGCAUCUCGGUCUUUUGGGGCGACCAAGUCUUUGUGCCGUCGGCGGGGAUACAGCCGUCGACGCACCCGGCGGAUAUCCUGGCGGCGCUGCGGCCCAUGCCAAGCAAGGCCGAGUGGGAGGCGGGGCAGCUGCACCAGUACGGCCUCAUCGCCGUUGGCACGGCCGGCGACGCGACUCAGCUCGAAAAGGUGGACUACGACACGGCGAAGGCGUACUUGCCGCCGGACGUCGAGCGUGUCGGAACAUCGCUCGGCUCCUUCUCCCUCUCCGCAGCGCUGCUCGCCGCCCUGAUGGCCGAGUUUGCGCCCGAGCUCGCCGCCAAGUGCGCCUGCCUCGACUCGGACCCGCACUUUUGGAUGCCGCUCACCCUCCAAAAGGAGGACUACCUCGCGGUGAUGGGCAAGAAGGGGACGCCGGCCGGCGAGGCGGCGGCGCACUACGCGCGGAUGGCCGCUUUCGCCGCCAAGUUUGCGCCGGGUGGCGGGGGGAUCCUCGGCUGCGUCGAUGUGGGCGCAAAGGCGCUCUGGUGGGACUAUGGACGCCUCGAGCUCUACCAGACAAACAACCUGCACGCGGCCGAGGAGGGCCCCUCGCCGCACGCGCUCCGCACCUUCCUCAAGCUGCAGCCGCAAGGCGCGCCCGAGUCGGACGCGUCUGGACGGCAGCAGCGCAACCAGCUCGGCGCCGGCCUGACCGUGCACCCCUCGGCGGUGGUACUCAACUGCCGGAUCGGCUCGGGCACGAUCGGGGCCGGCUGCGUGCUUGUCAACGUGACGGCGCCCGAGGUGGAGGUGGAGGCCGCCAUCCUGAUGAGCGUGACCAGCGCCGGCCCUGUGCGUGGCAAGCGAGGCGUCCUCUACAACGUCGUGCACGAGGGGUCGGAGCCGCUCUCCGCCGACGCCGUGCGCGCCGACGUCUUCCAGCCCGGCGGCAAGCAGAUUGUGGUCUCAUCGAGCAUCGAGACGGACGGCGGAAAGGCGUGGAAGGUCACGCUGCCCGAGAACGCCUUUUCGUUCGAGGAGGUCUACAAGCAGAACCAGAAGCUCGACGUGAGCGAGUGCCAGGCCUUGGGCGCCGCCGCACACAAGCGCGUGGCGCAGGCGCUCGAGACGCUCGAGAGGCUCCCCUGAUGGUCCAGACUCUGCCGGAAGAAAGGAGGGGCUGAAUCUAUGUGUGAUUGCCGGGCGGCACCGCAAUGCGUGUGCUGAGGCGGUUUCAAUUGGGCGGUUUGCGGAGGGGAGCCGGAGGGGGGCGAUGGCGCGUGACAUCUGUGGUUGUGCGUGCGCGCGCGCCGACGUGUGACGGCCCGUGACGAUAAAACAGCGCACAUUUCUGUGUGAUGUUCCACGCAUUGUGCUUUGUGGGGGUGAACCUUCUCUAUUUUUGUACUGGGCUGGGUU